AUGGCUUUAGAUCUCAGAAUUUCAUUUCAAGGUGAACCAUCCAGGAGUGAUUCUCAGUCAGAAAACCCAGAGCUUAAACCCAGCCAAGGACCUGACAUCCUGGAAGGAGAAGGGAUCUCCGACUUCCCAAGCCCUCAGCUCGGCUUGUUGCAAAACAGCAGUAACUCAUGCGCAAGGCAGGAGCUGCAAAGACUCUAUAAGUUGUUUCAUGCAUGGCUACAGCCAGAGAAACACAGCAAGGACCAAAUUAUUUCUUGUUUGGCCUUGGAACAGUUUAUGAUCAGUGGCCAUUGCAGCGACAGGUCCAUGUUGAGAGAGAAAUGGAAUUCAAGUGGCAGAAAUUUGGAGAAAUUCAUGGAAGAUUUGACCGAUGAUGGUAUGAAGCCGCUUGGCUUAGUGCACGUCCAUAUGCAGGGACAGGAAGCCCUCUUUUCUGAGAAUAUGCCCUUAAGAGAAGUCAUUGUUCAUUUCAUGAAACAGUUGUCCACAGGAACCCCAAGAGGAGACGACAUGGGGACACCCUCCUGGCCUCCCCAGGAGGCUUCCCUGGAAACAGGACCAGGAGAUGAAGACAAGGAAAAUGGUGGCAACAUUUCUUUGAAAAUUUGUCAAGUAAAUGGCAGUAUUGCGAGUCAGGGCAACGAAACGCCUUCCCUACUCAUGAUCCAGGGAGAGCACGGUCCUAGGCCUGAAGAGCAGGCUGUUUCUUUGAAGAAUCCACUGAGCUCUGCACGGGCAGGUCCAGGCACCUCCAGGGCCCAGGAAUGGGCCCUGACUGGGCCUUCUUCUCAGGAUGUCCUGAUGGAGGCGGGACCAGGCUUUCUUCCCAGGCCAGACCAGGCCUCCCCUGAGCCUGUUCCUAACAAUCAGGGCAUCGAGGGAAACUCCACACGUGGGGGACAGCAAGAAAAAUUCCACAGGGCCCCCAAAUCAUACAGAUGUGAAGAGUGUCCCAAGAUGUUUAGGUGUUUAUCUCAGCUAAAAGCCCAUCAGAGAAGACACAGUAAUGAGAGGACAUUUAUUUGUGCCAAGUGUGGCAAAGGCUUCUUCCAGACGUCAGACCUACGCCAGCAUCAGAGGAUUCAUGCCGGAGAGAAGCCUUUCGUGUGCAGCACGUGUGAAAGGUCCUUCAACCACAAAACCAACCUCCAGGCUCACGAGAGAAUCCACACGGGAGAGAAGCCCUACACGUGUCCCCUUUGCCGGAAAAGCUACCGCCAGUCAUCCACCUACCACCGCCACCUGCGGGCUCACCAGAAAACCGCCUUCAGAGGUGUUUCUUCCACACCAGAACCACCUAUCACAGCAGGGGGCCCGGGAAACCGCUCAGGGGUGCCAUGA
Messenger RNA from Manis javanica (Malayan pangolin), 1341 nucleotides. It is a transcript of the gene ZSCAN4, whose product is annotated as zinc finger and SCAN domain containing 4. Gene Ontology annotation, molecular function: DNA-binding transcription factor activity, RNA polymerase II-specific; RNA polymerase II transcription regulatory region sequence-specific DNA binding. Gene Ontology annotation, cellular component: nucleus. NCBI's taxonomy places the organism in Eukaryota, Metazoa, Chordata, Mammalia, Pholidota, Manidae. Gene Ontology annotation, biological process: regulation of transcription by RNA polymerase II. The record is from RefSeq and is a predicted model, not a curated record.